AUGUAUUUUAUAGAGAACGUUCUACCACCAGUCGAGCCGCCGCUGCUUAUGGUGAGCCGUUUCCAAUGGGAUAAGAUCAAACAGAUCCAGACAUUUGCCCAGAGACCUUCAACAAAGGCAAGUCAGGUGAUAGUCGUCGAGACGGGCACGAGGCAGUGUUACGGCACAUCGGACUGCGCUAAGCUGCUGAAUGCGAUACAGGCGACAAACACAUCGGAUAAGCCGUAUUACUUCAUGAUAUCGUCAGAUGGGGAGUCGUUCGAUGCUCUUGGUUGGAGAAGACGGUCGCCUCUGUUUCCUCAAUACUCUGCGAAUGCCUUAGUGUUAGCUUUUAUAGGUACGAGGGCGGUACUGAAAAUUUCGGGAAUCAAGGAGGUUGCUAGAGCUUGCACCGCGACGCUCGUCUAG
Parnassius apollo (apollo) is the source of this 408-nucleotide messenger RNA. Lineage: Eukaryota; Metazoa; Arthropoda; Insecta; Lepidoptera; Papilionidae. The record is from the annotation of a GenBank genome assembly.